Messenger RNA from Botrytis byssoidea, 1095 nucleotides. RefSeq lists its product as uncharacterized. The transcript has a single exon. Lineage: Eukaryota; Fungi; Ascomycota; Leotiomycetes; Helotiales; Sclerotiniaceae. The coding region runs from base 1 to 1095 and encodes 364 amino acids. The record is from RefSeq and is a predicted model, not a curated record.
AUGGAUCGAAUUACCCAAACUACUCAAAGCGACUCAGUUGUCAUCACCGGAAAGAAGACAAAUGCUCAAACCGACGAAGUUGUCAUCACCGAAAAGAAAUCAACUGCUCACAACAAUGUACUUACCUACAAGCAAAGAAAGUCAACCUCACCAGCCUUACUUGGCAUUCCAGCAGAAAUAAUCAAGAUGAUAGCAGAACUUCUUCCGGGAAAAAACGCUGCCUGUUUGACCCUCUGUAGCCGCAGUAUGAAAGAAAUGCUUGGAGACCGGUACUUGAUAGCUAUGAGAAUUCCGUAUAAACUAUUCAAUUUUAGUCCUAGAGUUGAAAUCACAUUUGUGGAGCUUUUGGCGCGAGACCUUCCUCAACACUUCGCAUGCUUCGAGUGUGACCGCAUUCAUCAAGCGAGAACGAUCAAAUGGCCCAAUAACACUAAAGACCAUCUCGGUUGUGAAACUUGCGCUCGGAGAAGGCAAAAUGUUUAUAUUCUCAGGCCUUCGUCGCCCUUCGAAAUACAUUUUGCUCAAGUUUACUUGGCGGCGAAACAACAUAGAACCGGCAUCGAUCUUGGACUUCCUCUUGAGGCUUUCCGACACCAAGAGGUUACACAUAGUCGGUUCUGGAAUGUAACGACUUUACUGUCUGUUGAUGCCCGGUUUGUUUCCAAUGAGCUUGUGUUGCGGUCUCAAACCUGGGAUUUUGUCCCUCUGAACCUCAAAGACAGAGACGCCGAGAUUCUAAAUUAUGGUGGAAUAACCACUAGAGCCUGUAAACAUUCAGACCGAUAUACUAAUUGUUUCUUUACACGAGGGCAAUGCAGUUAUUGUCGGAUGCACUUUCAGGCGAGGCAAAAACACCAUGGAGAGGCAGGAAUUGUGUUCAUACUUACAAGAUGGAUCAAUCUUGGAGCUGGUCUAGACCCCAAAGAUCAUAAGUGGCAAUCUCAUAUCAGUCGUAAAGGUCUGUUUCGCGCACACACACACCCUGUAGUCAGUAUCAAAGAAGCUUUCGAAGACCAGGAAGGAUUGUCGUUGGAAGAGUUCACUUCUGGUAAUGAGAAAUUGUUGAGAGAGUGGAGAGAUCAACCCUCGAAUUGA